AUGAGCUUUAUAUCAAUGACAAUGGUCUUUAAAAGGUCGCCUGCGCCUCUACUCCUGAAGGCCGACUCCCUAUUCCAUCUGCUUCAGAAGACUGACUCUCUUUUCCGUCUGCCUCAGAAGAUCGACUUCCUAUUCCGUCUGCCUCAGAAGAGCGACUCCCUAUUCCGUCUUCCUCAAAAGACCGACUCUCUAUUCCGUCUACCUCAGAAGAUCGACUUCCUAUUCCGUCUGCCUCAGAAGAGCGACUCCCUAUUCCGUCUUCCUCAAAAGACCGACUCUCUAUUCCGUCUGCCACAGAAGAUCGACUUCCUAUUCCGUCUGCCUCAGAAGACCGACUCUCUAUUCCGUCUGCCUCAGAAGAUCGACUUCCUAUUCCGUCUGCCUCAGAAGACCGACUCUCUAUUCCGUCUGCCUCAGAAGAGCGACUCCCUAUUCCGCCUGCCUCAGAAGACCGACUCCCUAUUCCGUCUGCCUCAGAAGACAUUUUAA
Chilo suppressalis (striped riceborer) is the source of this 489-nucleotide messenger RNA. NCBI's taxonomy places the organism in Eukaryota, Metazoa, Arthropoda, Insecta, Lepidoptera, Crambidae. The record is from the annotation of a GenBank genome assembly.